Messenger RNA from Dryobates pubescens (Downy woodpecker), 3408 nucleotides. RefSeq names its product transient receptor potential cation channel subfamily V member 3 (gene TRPV3). The coding region runs from base 1 to 2658 and encodes 885 amino acids. The transcript has 18 exons. Gene Ontology annotation, cellular component: membrane. NCBI's taxonomy places the organism in Eukaryota, Metazoa, Chordata, Aves, Piciformes, Picidae. Gene Ontology annotation, biological process: calcium ion import across plasma membrane. Gene Ontology annotation, molecular function: protein binding; calcium channel activity. The record is from RefSeq and is a predicted model, not a curated record.
AUGAUAAUGGAAAGACUCCAUAAAAAAGCACAGCAGAACUUAUGGUCACUUUUCUGGCAUGUUCCAAACCCAAAGUCUGCAUCAACCAUUGCUCAAGAGCUCAGCACCAGCAGAGCUGAAAGAUGCCAUUCCCGGCAGCUGGCAGAGCAAGAGGUAACACCAGCGCUGUUGGUGCGAAGCAGGCCUGUUUGUGUGCUCACAGACCCCGAGGGUGCACAUUCAUCAGAAACUAUUAUAGAUGGGGAAAGAUCUAAACACACCCUCCCUGUUUUCUCUGACAUUAUCACUGGAAACAUGAUUAAAGAUAACAACGAAAUUAUUCCACUAAUGGGCAAGAAAACAAAUCCAUCUGGUAUUCCCCCUUCAAACCAGCCGGAGAAAAAGUCAACUGAAAGCACUCCCACAAAGAAAAGUUCACACUUUUUCCUGGAGAUUGAAGGUUUUGAAAGCAAUGCAACUCCAAACAACACCUCUCCCCCUGUGUUUUCAAAACCAAUGGAUUCAAACAUUCGCCCAUGUGCAUCUGGAAAUGGAGAAGAUAUGGAUUCCCCACAGUCUCUUCAGGAUGAUGCAACUGAGUAUAGCCCAAAUGCAGACACUUGUGGUGCUAACAUAUCCCAAGGACCUGAGCAGACUAGGGCCAGGAAGAAGCUGAAGAGAGACCUGUUUCGGGCAGUGUCUGAGGGGAACCCAGAAGAGCUGCAGCGUCUGCUGGGGGAGCUGAGGGAACGCUCCUCCGCCUGCACCAGCGCUACUGUGCCGGAUUACCUGAUGAAAAAAUUCACAGCUUCAGAUACUGGCAAAACCUGUUUGAUGAAAGCUCUGCUGAACAUCAACCAAAACACCCAUGAGAUAGUGAACAUGCUCCUGUCCUUUGCAGAAGAGAAUGGCAUUUUGGAGAGAUUUAUCAAUGCAGCAUACACAGAAGAGGCAUAUAAAGGCCAGACAGCUCUGAAUAUUGCCAUCGAAAGGAGACAGUAUGAAAUCACUCAGAGCCUGAUAGAAAAAGGAGCUGAUGUCAAUGCUUAUGCCCAGGGGGUUUUCUUUAAUCCCAAGCAUAAGCAUGAAGGCUUUUAUUUUGGUGAAACAGCACUGGCAUUAGCUGCCUGUACCAAUCAACCAGACAUACUGCAGCUAUUAAUGGACAAUACCAGGACUAACAUUACUUCUCAGGAUUCCAGAGGAAACAAUAUCCUCCAUGCACUAGUUACUGUGGCAGAGGACUUUAAAACCCAGAAUGACUUUGUAAUCAGAAUGUAUGACAUGAUUCUGUUGAAAAGCAAAGACAGAAAUUUGGAAACAACAAAGAACAAGGCAGGUCUGACACCCCUGCAACUGGCUGCAAAAACUGGGAAAUUAGAGAUUCUGAAAUACAUCCUGAGCAGAGAGAUAAGAGAUAAGGCAAACAGGAGCCUGUCAAGAAAAUUCACAGACUGGGCUUAUGGUCCUGUUCAGUCUUCUCUUUAUGAUCUGACAGAUUUAGACACCACUUCAGACAAUUCAGUACUGGAAAUUAUUGUCUACAACACAAAUAUUGGUAAUCGUCAUGAAAUGCUGACUUUGGAGCCUCUGAAUUCCCUCCUGAGAAUGAAGUGGAAGAAGUUUGCCCGCCACAUGUUUUUUAUCUCAUGCUGUUUUUAUUUCCUAUACAAUGUGACAUUAACGUUAGUUUCCUACCACAGGCCUAAUGAAAAUGAAGCUCCACCUUAUCCACUGGCUCUAACUCGUGGUGUGGGAUGGCUGCAGUUAUGUGGACAGGUGAUGGUUAUGUUAGGAGCAAUAUUUUUAGCCAUAAAAGAGAGUGUGGCCAUCUUUCUGCUUAGGCCCUCAGACCUGCAGUCAAUUCUCUCUGAUGCAUGGUUCCACUUUGCAUUUUUUAUACAAGCUAUGCUUGUGAUCUUCUCUGUCUUUUUGUACUUGUUUUCCUACAAAGAACACCUCGUGUGUCUUGUUCUGGCAAUGGCCCUAGGAUGGGCUAAUAUGCUCUAUUUCACCAGAGGUUUCCAGUCCAUGGGCAUUUACAGUGUUAUGAUUCAGAAGGUCAUCCUGCAAGAUGUGAUAAAAUUUUUAGUUGUCUAUAUCGUGUUUUUGCUGGGAUUUGGCGUAGCUCUUGCUGCACUGAUUGACACUUGCCAAGAUGGCAGUGACUGCCAUUCCAACAGCAGUCUGGGACCUGUUCUGAUGGAUCUUUUUAAGCUCACCUUAGGACUGGGUGACCUGGAGAUCCAGCAAAAUUCCAAGUACCCUGUACUAUUUCUUCUGCUCCUCAUAACUUAUGUCGUGUUGACUUUUGUUCUUCUCUUGAACAUGCUGAUUGCAUUAAUGGGAGAAACAGUGGAAGACAUUUCUAAAGAGAGUGAGCACAUCUGGAAACUCCAGAGAGCCAGAACUAUUUUGGAGUUUGAAAAAUUCUUACCCAAGUGUUUGAGAAAAAAAUUCCAACUGGGAGAGCGAUGUAAAGUGGCUGAAAAUGACACCAGGGUCUGCUUAAGGAUUAACGAAGUGAAAUGGACCGAGUGGAAAACACACGUUUCAUUUAUCAAUGAAGAUCCAGGGCCAACAGAUCCAAGCAAAGUUCAAGACAAUUCAAGAACUAAUAGCAAAAACACCCUGAAUACGUUUGAAGAAAUGGACGAUUUGCCUGAAACUUCUGUGUAGUUGUGCUGUGUGUGAUGUGUGCUCCCCUUCUGAAGGUUAAAAGCAUCAACAGUGGAUGCUGAGAGCUCUGUUGAUACUUAGAACAGCUGUAAGCAGCUGGAACAUAAACUUUCAGUGACUUGGUCUGAUGACUUUGACCCGUUUAAUCAGGGCAGCUAAGCUGGAAAACAACAAAACAAGGAGGACUGUUUCUCUGGUUCAGUUUUGAUCCUCAUGAAAACCAUUGCUGCCCAAGUUUGUGAGAUGCUCCUCAAACUUGGCUUGACUUUAUACUGGAUAUAAAAGGUCAGAUGUGAGAUAUUUCUUCCUUUUGUGGAAAAUUAAGAUCAUCAUGAUCCCAAUCUGCUGUCUUUUGGAAUCUUAAGUUAUGAGACAAACAUUUUGUACGCUGGGAAAAGUUCUUAUGGUGGAGCAGAGACAGACAUUUCACUUCUGGAGGCCACUAAAUGAAGUAUGGUAUUCUGAAACAACCGUGUCCUGGAUACAUUUGGUGCUUCUGUGUUGACCGUCAGUGUUACUGGAGGCUUGGUCCUGCAAGUUGGAGGCAGCCUCUCCAGAUCUCACCAGCUUUGCCUGAGCUGUGUUGCUGUGUGCAGUCCCCAUUUGCUGUCUUUUAUUUGUUACUCUGUGUGUAUGCCUUCCCAUAAAAUACCAGGGCAGGAACAGAAUUCAUGAUGGAGAAUGUUUCUGAGCCUGUUCAGUCACGAUGUCUUUACCCACUCAGGUUUCCUUGCUGUUGCAUCUUGCUGC